AUCCUGCGCACAUUCAUCCCUCACAAGAACAGCGGACUCCAGCCAUGGCAGAAUUGGAGACGCGUCAGAGGCUGCUGCGCAGCGUCAAGAAGGAGGUCAAGCAGAUCAUGGAGGAGGCCGUGACACGCAAGUUUGUGCAUGAAGACAGCAGUCACAUAUUCUCUUUCUGCGGUNNGGUGGAAGCGUGUGUUCUUCACGGCCUGAAGCGACGGGCCGCUGGAUUCCUGCGCAGCAACAAGCUGGCGGCUCUCUUCAUGAAGAUGGGGAAGAUGUUUCCACCAGCCGAGGAACUCUGCAGAAAAGUUCAGGAACUGGAGCAAAUCAUCGAGAACAAACAAAACCAGGGUCAGACGAGUCAAGAGAGCGUCCGGAAACAGCCCCGGCCUCCAAACCUGUCGCCGCUGGCCGUCAAACACCUGUGGAUCCGCGCGGCCCUCACAGAGAAGCUGCUGGACAAAAUCGUCCUGUAUUUGGUGGAGAACAGCAGCAAGUUUUAUGAAAGAGAAGCUCUUCUGAGAGAUCCAGUUGACGGCCCAAUCCUCGCAUCUUUGCUUGUCGGUCCCUGUGCUUUGGAGUACACAAAAGCCAAGACGGCCAAUCAUUUCUGGACGGAUCCGUCGGCUGAUGAACUGGUGCAGAGACACCGCAUACACAGCGGACACUGCCGCCAGGAUUCCCCCACCAAACGCCCGGCUCUCGUAAGAUGCCCUGCAGUUACAGCUUUUCUCAGCUGCUUCCACACAAAAUCUUUCCUUGUCACGCAAUUUCUGAAAACUGAGACUCAAACAGCAGAAGCACACACAAAUAUCCCCCAGCGACUCAACACUGCUUUUGUGCUGCAGAGACAGAAGACAUGCCGUAGAUUGAGUGCGAAACAGCAAAGUUUUCAUCAUUUAAAGGACUUUGCGUAUCAAAUAUGAUGCAGUAGCUUUAAAGGGUUAAAGCAAGUCCUCACAUUGGCUUGAUGUCUGAAGGUUUGUCUGCGGUGUCUGUGUGCAGUGGGCAGUGGAGGUACUGUGGUUUUGGUCAGUCAGGACGGGAUCCAGAGGCCUCCGCUUCGCUUUCCUAAAGGCGGUCACCUGCUGCAGUUCCUCACGUGUCUGGAGACGGGCCUCCUUCCUCGCGGACAGUUAGAUCCUCCGCUCUGGUCCCAAAGAGGAAAGGGAAAAGUGUUUCCAAAGCUGCGUAAAAGAAGUCCACAUGAAUCCAGCGAGUCGUUCUCGGACAAAGAGGAAGACGAGGCCACUGAUUAUGUGUUUCGGAUCAUAUUUCCUGGCAUUCAGGAGUUCGUGGCACCGGAGCUGAUGGAUCAGACGGUGAACAUGUGGCAGCCCACGCCUAGGAAGUCGUCUUGUUCCUCCUGUUUGCAGAACGGCUCGUCGGAGGGCGGCCUUCCCAACGGAUGCAACCAUGACAGGGCUCCGCUGAAGCUGCUCUGCGAGACCAUGAAGCACCAGAUCAUCUCCCGCGCUUUCUAUGGCUGGCUGGCGUACUGCCGUCACCUGUCCACCGUCCGCACGCACCUGUCUGCUCUGGUGAACCCCGCUAUCAUUGAGCCCGACAUCCCCUAUGAUGCCAGAAGCGGUCUGUCCGCAGAAGUGUGGAAGACCUUUCUACAGGACAGCACUGCGUACGAGGAGAAGGAGCUGCUCCGGCUGGUGUAUUAUGGCGGAGUGGAGCCGACUCUGCGUAAGGAGGUCUGGCCCUUCCUUCUGGGCCACUAUCACUUCAGCAUGAGCCUCACAGAGCGCAAAGAGAUGGACGAGCAGGUUCGAGCCUGUUAUGAGCAGACCAUGAGCGAGUGGCUGGGAUGUGAAGCCAUCGUGCGUCAGCGGGAGAAGGAGCAGCACGCCGCCGCUCUGGCCAAAUGCGCAUCGGGCGCCAGCGUGGACCGUGGCUCGCGCCAGGACUCCACCAUCAGCACAGACUCGUCUCAGAGCAGCAGCUCCGAGAAACAGAGUCACGCCGGAUCACACAGCGACUCCAACAGCAGCACUCAGGUGUUCGGCUCUGUAGACGAGGUGGACCCGAUCGAAUCUGAGCCCAAACCCAAAGACGAGAAGCUGCAGCCCAAAAUUCCAAACGGCACUCUGCCCAACUGCACCAGUUCUCCAGACUCCGGACACCCGUCAUCCCGUAACUUCUCCGUGACCUCGGUGCUCUCAGACUGCUCUCCCAGCACAGAUGAGACAUCCACACAAGAGUCGGGGCCCAAAACCGCAGGCCGAGAGCCACCGUCAGGAGAUCAGACGGAAGAGAAGACCAAAGAGGAGCGACCAGAAAACAGCUACACUACUCAGCACACGGUCAAAGAAGAUGUGGAGGUUUCACAAACAGAGUGCGUUGCCUCAGAAGCUGCGAUAAAACCUUUAGAAAGUGACAAACUCCAGACUUUGAAUUCAGAAGAAGAAAAACCCCAGACUUUGAAUUCAGAAGAAGAAAAACCCCAGACUUUGAAUGCAGAAGACGACAAACCCCAGACUUUGAAUGCAGAAGAUGACAAACCCCAGACUUUGAAUGCAGAAGAUGACAAACCCCAAACUUUGAAUGCAGAAGAUAAACUCCAGACUUUGAAUUCAGAAGAUAAACUCCAGACUUUGAAUGCAAAAGACAAACCCCAGACUUUGAAUGCAAAAGACAAACUCCAGACUUUGAAUUCAGAAGACGACAAACCCCAGACUUUGAAUGCAAAUGAUAAACUCCAGACUUUGAAUGCAAAAGACAAACCCCAGACUUUGAAUUCAGAAGAUAAACUCCAGAGUUUGAAUUCAGAAGAAGACAAACUCCAGACUUUGCAGACUUUGAAUUCAGAAGAAGACAAACUCCAGACUUUGAAUUCAGAAGAAGACAAACUCCAGACUUUGAAUUCAGAAGAAACAUCUAAGACAGAAAUGCAUGAGGCGGCAGAUUCAGAGGAUGUUGCAAACUCAAAAAAAAACGCAACUGAUUUGUCUGAAAGAGAAACUAAAAUGCAAAACAGUGCUGGAAAAUCUGAACAAAAGGACAUGAAUGAAUCACAACAGGAUCCUGUUGAAGAAACCACCAAAUCCUCAGAGUCAAAAGAGGUUGAGAUUAAAGAUCCAGGACAUGCGUCUUCUCCGUCUGGAGAAGAAAACCCCAAAUCAAAAGCAGACCCAGAAGCGUAUAUGAAAAUGGAUGAAGGCCAAGAUGCCAAAUCUGAUCCACAGCAGUCGCUGGACGUUACAAAAAUCUCUCAAAUGGAUGAAAACAAACCUGAAUGUUUAUCUGAAGCACAGACUAUAAUACGAACACCGAAUGAAGCCAUCAGUGCGCCGCAAACGAUCGGCUGGGAUGCCGGUCGAUCCAUAAUCAAACAGAUCACCGAAUCAGAGUCGGAGAGCUGCGGCCCCAUCACCUCCUUAUCGAAACAAUCUCCGGACAUGUCUGACGACUCGCCCUCGGCGCUGGAAAUGGAGGAGAUUGCUUCGUCUGUGGUUUAUAUGUCCUUGGAAAGCAGCGUGUCCAGGACGCCUCUGACUUUGGCUCGUCCCGUGGCGCCUGCUCUGGAGCUCUGCAUGGAGCCGAGUAUCAACACCAGUCCGGAGGGAACAGACUCGGCGCUCUCCGAGGAGGAACCGGAGAUGGGCAACUCAUCCCCCAAACCAGACUCUCUAGCCGUCACAGGAGACAAGAACGACAUCGCGUCUCCAGUGUCGUCUAUUGGGACCACCUACUCGCAGGAGCUGGUGGACCUUUACACACUUAAUCUGCACCGCAUUGACAAAGACGUCCAUCGAUGUGACAGAAACUACUGGUAUUUCACCCCGGAAAACCUGGAGAAACUGCGCAACAUCAUGUGCAGUUACGUUUGGCAGCACCUUGACAUUGGAUACGUCCAGGGAAUGUGUGACUUACUCGCGCCCCUGCUGGUCAUCCUGGAUGAUGAGGCCAUGGCCUUCAGCUGCUUCACUGAGCUCAUGAAACGAAUGAACCAGAACUUCCCUCACGGAGGAGCCAUGGACACACACUUCGCCAACAUGCGCUCCCUCAUCCAGAUUCUGGACUCGGAGCUGUUCGAGCUGAUGCAGCAGAACGGCGAUUACACACACUUCUACUUCUGCUACCGCUGGUUCCUCCUGGACUUCAAGAGAGAAAUGGUGUACGACGACGUGUUCUCGGUGUGGGAGACCAUCUGGGCCGCACGGUUCGCCUCCUCGGAGCACUUCGUGCUGUUUAUCACGCUGGCGCUGGUGGAGCUGUACCGCGACAUCAUCCUGGAGAACAACAUGGACUUCACAGACAUCAUCAAGUUCUUCAACGAAAUGGCUGAGCAUCACGACGUCCCGAAGCUGCUGCUCAUGGCCCGAGAGCUGGUGAACAAGGUCCAGAUCCUGAUUGAGAACAAGUGAACAGACUUCCAUUAGCAAUCUGAAGACGCUCAGUGUCAUUAAACAAACCCUCAGCUCAAGUAAAUGCCAAACUAGUGUUGUUUUCAUCUGCCCAGACUUAAUAUUAUUAUAUUUUAGAUUAAUUUAUAGCGAAUGCAUAUUGAAAUAGGAAGUUGGGGGCGGGACAAAUCGCUCAUCUGAUCGGCCAAAAAUGCAUAACAUUUUAGUUAUGGACUCAAAGCUAAACUAAUUUUAAUUUCAUGUAGUCGGUAAGAGUAAACAUGACUGAGAAUAUAUAAGAGAUGAAGAGAGAUAUUAUAGUAAAAAAUUUAGGAUACUCUGAGAAUAGUUUUAUACGAGGUCGUGGCUAUGAAAUAUAUAAAGAUGAUCUAUGAAUGGCAGGGAUGGCGUGCACCCUUUCUAAGACAGAUUUUCUAAAAGCACAAAGUAUUAAAAAAUAAUGCUGUAUAUUUAUUUAUUUUUUUAAACGUGUGAAAAUUAAGACAAUUAUUAUUGCAGAUGUUUCGCAUACACACGUCACGUCAUGAUGUUUGCACAGAAAAAGAGAAGGCACCUGUUUGCGUCGGUGAAGAAAGUGAUUUGUGUGUCAUUUUCAGCUGAUUGGGAGAAUCUCGCCUCAUAUUUCACCUCUAAAUACAAAGGAAAAAAUGAGAAAUGUUAAUUGCAUUCUAUUUUUAGGACCAUUAACGCGUUUGAAUAUUUGUGAAAAUUUAGUUAAUCAUUAUUGUAAUGCGUUUUUUUGUUUUGUUUAUAAAGUAAAUGAUGUAGAAUAAAUAUUACCAUGA
Messenger RNA from Sinocyclocheilus grahami, 5155 nucleotides. RefSeq names its product small G protein signaling modulator 1b (gene sgsm1b). The record is from RefSeq and is a predicted model, not a curated record. Gene Ontology annotation, biological process: activation of GTPase activity. Gene Ontology annotation, molecular function: GTPase activator activity. Lineage: Eukaryota; Metazoa; Chordata; Actinopteri; Cypriniformes; Cyprinidae. The transcript has 23 exons.